AUGCUUCGCUCGCGCUUUUCCUCUUCGCAUCACUUUGCCCUCUCUAUCUUCGGAUGCCAGUACCAUGCUGAUACUCCAAGCACCAAUAAGCUGGAGCUUAUAGAAACGUUCGAUAAUCUUAUCAAGCAUGCUUAUGUCCCUGUUGAGCGCUUAGAACAGAAUAAUAUCCCCUCCAGGGUCUGGAUGACCUACUGGAACUCACCUCAAAGCUUCAAGUCAUGGUGGGAAAGCGACUCUACGAAAAGCUUUUGGGAGUCACUUCCAGAUGACGCUGGAUUCUGGAGAGAAACAAUCUGUCUCCCAGCCACCAGAUCUAUGCAUGAAUCGACCGGCAAAGAUCCAGUAGGCUUUGGUCACUGUGGAGAACUUACGCCUCUUACUGAGAAGACCGGGUAUUGGGGAGCGUAUCGUUCUCGUAUGAUACCUGAUUUUGACGGGGAUACCUUUAGCUCUCCUUUGACCACUUUGCAACCAACCAAGUUCACAGUGGAUAAGAUUCGUGCUGGAAGGGUCCAGAUCGCCAAGUUCCCGGACAACCUCUGCAUCGUUAUUGAAGGGCAGGACUACAGCGCUAUGAAGGAAAAAGAGCGCGAGUACUGGGACGAAAACUUCUAUAGUCUUACGAAACAGUGGGUUACUAAUGUCGUUACGUCAGGGCCAGAGAAAGGAAUGGUAUCAGCAAGGGCAUGCCACGCAUUUGCAGGGGAGAAGUCCCUUGGAGCAACAAACGGUACAGAAUCCAAUGGUACGCACAAUGGUGGCAUAUUUCCAGGCCUUGACUACAUCCGACAGGCCCAGAUCCUCUACUGGACCGACCUUUCCAAGAUGGAGCACAUGGGAAGAUGGGAUAAAGGCCACGUCAAGCUGCGACGUAACUUCAUGUCAGCAUACGGCCCCGGCGGCCCAAUGCAAGGCGGUGAUAUUCUCCUCUGGGUUGAUCUCGGCAUCAUAAAGGGAAAUGAGAUUGACGCGGAGUAUGUUGGGUGCUACGAGGGUACAGGGUUUCUCGCGUUUGACAAGAGCGCGAUGUUCGCGAGCAAGACUGUCACUGUGGCUGAGCUACCGGCGAUUUUCGAUAAGGCCGUUGCAUGUCAGCCAAUCGAACGGUAG
Messenger RNA from Fusarium redolens, 1110 nucleotides. Its product is annotated as heme-containing dehydratase protein. NCBI's taxonomy places the organism in Eukaryota, Fungi, Ascomycota, Sordariomycetes, Hypocreales, Nectriaceae. The transcript has a single exon. Bases 1 to 1110 code for a protein of 369 amino acids. The record is from RefSeq and is a predicted model, not a curated record.